GCUCUUGCAGGGGCCGAUCGCAUCGCCUGUUCCGCGAGGACACAAGUUCAAACGUCAAAAACUUUGCGUGUAACAAUUCGCCGUCUCGUAGCUACAUACUGUCGUCUCCUAUCAAAACUGUCUACAUCUUACACUGUGCUUACUACAGAUUCAAUAACAUUUUGAGUGUCCAGUGAUUCGUUUUGAUUCUGACCAGUUUUAUAAAAGAUCGUGUCUUCAGUUUUGUGGAAAGCACCGGCAUCGAGUGCAUCCGAGCAGGAUCCUGUUGCACCAUAUUUUAGUAACGGUACUACGUGUUGUCUACAUAUACUGACUGGCUAAUCUGUCAACAUACAGAUACAGAUUACUUUAUAUUUACUACAUUGUGAAACAAAAUGCUGCGGUGCAUACGGAGCCGGUGUAAGUCGUUCCCAUCAUUUACGACUUGAAAUCAUAAUUUUUAAUAUUUAACCCUACAAUCAAAUUGUUGAAAUCGACUUCAAAGAAGUUACUUUUUUGUGAUACAUAGAUCAGAAUAGUUAAGGCAAAAUGAAUUUUAAGUUCAUAUCACUGAUUUUGACUUGGAAUUUUCUGUUAGUGUCCGCUAAAAUAGACUCAACAGAGGAGGAGAGUGCGUCUAGAGCGAGAAUGUUAAGAAACAGAGAGAACAAUAGAAAUCGCACCACCUUUAAUGGCACUUUAACUGAUAUUCCCGAUAGGAGAUACUUCAGACACAGAAACAGUUCUAAAUAUCGAGGUGACAGACAAAGAUAUUGGGAACACGAAACAAGGCGUGACCGAAGAAAGUUAUCUGCGAGCCACUCUACUGAAGAACAAAAUAAAUCAGCUGAUCCUUUCAGUUCGAAAAGAGAAGACAAACCCCGAAAAUCUGAGAAGCAAUGGAAUAGGAGUUACAUCGACAAAACCCCAGCACGCGGAUCAAAUAAUCAUAGUAAGAUGCAAGAUAGGAGUCACCCUCUGCCUGUUAGGGAAAACACGACGCGGUCCAGAUUGCGAAUGGCAAACAAAUGGCAGAGUGGCGGCUAUAUUCCUUACCCGCAGCCGAGGGAGAGAAAGCCCAAUAUAAUUCUAAUUCUGACGGACGAUCAAGAUGUGGAACUGGGAAGUCUUAACUUUAUGCCGAGAACAAUGAAAGCUAUAAGAAGCGCAGGAGCUGAAUUCCGUCACGCGUAUACUACUACGCCCAUGUGUUGUCCAUCAAGGAGUUCCCUUCUAACUGGAGUUUACGUCCACAAUCACAACGUGUACACAAACAACGACAACUGCUCGUCUCCACAGUGGCAAGCCAAACAUGAGACUAACACAUUCGCCACAUACCUCUCCAAUGCUGGUUACCGCACUGGCUACUUCGGAAAGUAUUUGAACAAAUAUAACGGAUCCUACAUUCCACCUGGAUGGCGCGAGUGGGGCGGUCUCAUCAUGAAUUCGAAAUACUACAACUACAGCAUCAACAUGAACGGCAAGAGGAUUAAACACGGCGACAACUACCACCGGGAUUACUACCCGGAUUUGAUCGCGAACGACUCGAUAGCCUUCUUGCGCGCCUCGAAGCGUCGCUUCACGAGGAAACCAGUUCUGUUGGUGAUGUCCUUCCCAGCACCUCAUGGCCCCGAAGAUUCAGCCCCGCAAUACUCACACCUGUUCUUCAACGUGACGACACACCACACUCCAACAUACGAUAUGGCACCGAAUCCCGACAAGCAAUGGAUUCUUCGAGUCACGGAGAAAAUGAAGCCUAUACAUCGGCAGUUCACAAAUCUGCUCAUGACCAAGCGUUUGCAGACACUGCAAAGCGUUGACAUGGCCGUAGAACGCGUCUACCAAGAGCUGAAGGCGCUAGGAGAGCUCGACAACACCUACCUGGUGUACACAUCGGACCACGGAUACCACCUCGGCCAGUUCGGGCUGGUGAAGGGCAAGAGCUUCCCCUUCGAGUUCGAUAUAAGGGUGCCAUUCUUGGUCCGCGGACCUGGAGUCGAGCCCGGUACUGUAGUGGACGACAUCGUGUUGAACAUAGAUUUGGCUCCAACAUUCCUGGACAUGGGUGGGGUUGAGCCGCCCGCGCAUAUGGACGGUCGAUCGUUGCUGCCAUUGCUUCAACCAAGACGAAGGCGUAUGGCCACGCAUUGGCCAGAUACUUUCCUUGUUGAGAGUUCGGGACGCCGCGAAACGCAAGCUCAUUUAGCAGCCGCCAAAUACAGUCGACAUAUGAACCAAGCCACGUCCUCUCCUACGCAAGCACCAGACUCUUCUUCAGAAAGCGGCGACUUCGAUGAUGAUGUCAACGAUGAUGACUUCUUGGACCCCGAUGAUGAGGAAGACGAUGAUGAAGAUGACAGUAAUGAAAGUCAAUCAAACGAGCCCAAAAGCUCGUCCGAACCGCUGGUGACCAAUGAGAGCCACAACCCUCUUUUGGAAGCAAGCCUUGAAAAAGCCCUAGAGGAAGCCAGCACUAACGGUCAAUCAUAUUAUUUGAACCCUACAGAAGAAGCAGAUUCACCUUUAUCAAACGGUAAAGCUGCUCGCCUCGCCGCUGAGUGUUCUAAGGCAGAACUAAGAGCGCCUUGCUCGUCAGGAAGAAAGUGGAAAUGUGUUUUAGUAAAUGGGAGAUGGCGACGACACAAAUGCAAAUAUGAAGCUGAAAUAAGCACUCCCUCUCCUAAAAUGAGCACAAAAAAGUGUGCCUGUUUCACACCUAGUGGUCUCGUUUAUACUCGACUAGAAACCGAUGGAACGAUAGCGAGACGACCUAGCGAUACUACUAAACAAAGCAACAGUACGAGAGCUCGAAGAUCCAUUGACAGCGAUAACGAUGUAUUUGAACCAAACACUGUUGAUAGUAUUUUGAAAGAAAAUCCUAGUAUAGGACAUCUCAGUUUCGGGAACGAACCUGUGGAUGAGGAAUUAAACGAAAGUUUCAAGAAUAAUAUUGAGAAGCUCAUCAAAGAAACUGAAGCCUUUUUGAGAGCUUACGAACAUACCAAAGAUAAUGUAGGUUUAAAGAGAAUUAAAAGAAGAGCUCAGCAUUGGAAUCAUAACAACCAUAAUAAGCAUAAGCAAAAACAUAACGCUGUUGUCAACAGUAACGAAUCAUCGUUAGAAUGUAAAAUAGAAAAAGACGGGACAGUCAACUGUUCACAAGUUAUUUAUAAUGACUUAAGAGCGUGGCACACAAAUAGACUAAGCUUAGAAGACCAAAUAAGACAAUUGAGAACAAAACUAGAGGAUUUGAAAGAAAUAAAGAGACAUUUGAAAACCACAAAGCCAGCUGUAGAAUCGCACGCAGUAGACUUAUUGAAUUUUACACUUCAAUCCCCUAAUAAGACAGUACACCAUCAUAAUAGUUCAAAAGAACAUCUCCGAAUGAGCAGGUUGCAUAGAAUUAGACCUAAGUCUAGGAAUAACACUUCCUUUGACAAGAAAUUUAGGCAGUCAAACGAAUAUAUCAUGCCGACGGCAAAUGCUAAUACCAAAGAUGAUGUUUUUGAUAUACAAAUGAAAAACGACACAGAUAUUGAUACAACAACAAAUUUUAAUAUAUCUGAAGGUGCGUUAAGUAGUAAUUUAACAAAUAUUCCCAUGUCUGAGUUACCUAAACCACUAGUAACAACAGUUAUAAUUGAAAACAAUAACUAUUUUCAAAGUGUAGCAGAUAAUGAUAAUGCAACAAUAAAAGCUGCUGAAACAAGUACAAGUGACAUUAGAAUACACACGGAUAACAUUUUUGAAUCACCAAAAAAUAUAGAUGUUACAACAGAACCGAGUUCAACCAUUAACUUUUCUCAGGCCGCACAAGUUUUUAGUACUGCUAUUGAUAAAUUAUUGACCACAGAAAAAUCUUUGUACAGUACAACUGAAACUGAUAUAAAUUAUUCUAUGACUCCGAUUGAAGUGACAUCACAAAAAUUAGGACCAACAAGAUUCGAUGCUUCAGAAUAUGAAGAAAGAAACCCGAACAAAGAUUCAUCGAAAAAUAUAAGUAUUUUCAAUAGGCAAUCUAACGUUUUCCAAAGGAGACUUAAUCCAUUGUAUAUUGAAAAUGAAGAUAAACAUGUAUGUUACUGCGAAGAAAACCGUAAAUCACGAGGUCCGGGACAUUCUUAUUUAGAGGCAGCCCAAAAAGCAAGAGAUGAACGCAGAAAGUUAAAAGAGCAGAGAUUGCGAAAGAAGUUAAGGAAAGCCAAAAAGAAGGCCGAAUUGGAGAAACUCUGCGAAUCGGAGCGAAUGAAUUGCUUCCGUCACGACAACGACCACUGGCGAACUGCACCACUAUGGACAGCAGGGCCUUUCUGCUUCUGUAUGAGCGCUUCCAACAACACUUACAACUGCGUGCGGACCAUUAACGCGACGCACAACCUUCUCUACUGCGAGUUUGUCACGGGAUUAGUCACCUACUACAAUCUGAGGAUUGAUCCAUUCGAAACUCAAAAUAGAGUAAAGUAUUUAACUACAGCUGAAAAAGAAUAUUUCCACAAUCAACUUCAGCAGUUACUAAGUUGUCGGGGACCAUCAUGUCGAAGAUUUUCACAUUCAAAUACUGGCAGUAGUGAAGAGACUUUAAACAGGAGAUUCGAAGACGAUCAUCGAUAUAGAGAUCUAAUAGGAUAUAAUGAAAGGUCGUGGCGAUGGAAUGGCUACGGUCGCCGUUUCGCUAGAGAGAGGCUUCACAGGCGUCGUCACGCCAUGGCAUUCUAGUCUACCCACAUUCGAUAAAUUUGGUAUCUCUAACAUGAUAAGCAGAACCUGUAUUAAAACGAAAAUCAAAGAUGGCUGAAAUGAGGCGUAGAAUGAAAGAUAAUAUUCGUACGCAGGUGUUCUAAUUGUUGACUUGUGAUUCAAUACAACAAAAUGAUUUAGAAUAGCAAAACCUACACAUUGGAAUAAGAUAAUUUUAAUUUAUGCAUCGAAUAUAGUAGGGCUUCCUUUACAUUUUCGGCUAGUUUUCAUGAAUGGAAGAUUCUUAUAUUAUUACGAAUAUUAAUAGGUUAAAUGAACAUUAUUAGAUUUACACAGCUUUAGUAGA
This is a messenger RNA of Chilo suppressalis (striped riceborer), 5023 nucleotides long. Lineage: Eukaryota; Metazoa; Arthropoda; Insecta; Lepidoptera; Crambidae. The record is from the annotation of a GenBank genome assembly.